UCCAUGUAACAUAAGAGUAUACGAAGAAAAUAUGUUAAUGUAAUUUAUUGUGAAAAAGAAUAUCAAAAGUCUUCAUUACAUUGUCAUAGAAUCUCACCACCAUUCUCUCUUGUUAGAAAUAGCCAACUGAGUUGACUCACCAACCAACCAUGGCAACCACCAAAUUAACCCUUCCAUGGAAAGUUCGCUUGUCCAUUUUCGUCCUCUCCGCUCUCAGCGACGCCUCUCGCCGCUCCAACGGCACCUUCAACCGCCGCAUCUUCAAUCUCGUUGACCGCAAGGCCCCGCCCAACCCCAACGUCGUUAACGGCGUCUACUCCUCCGACGUCACCGUCGACCCAUCACGGAACCUAUGGUUCCGCCUCUUCAUCCCCUCCAUCUCCUCCGCCGUCUCUGCCGCCUCCCUCCCAGUCUUCGUCUAUUUCCACGGAGGCGCCUUCACAUUCUUCAACGCAGCCUCAAUUCCCAUAGACGCCUUUUGUCGCCUCUUCUGUCGCUCCCUUAACGCCGUUGUUGUCUCCGUUGACUACCGCCUCACCCCGGAACACCGUUACCCCUCCCAAUACGACGACGGCCACGACGUCUUAAAAUUCCUCGAUCAAAACAGUACCGUUUUGCCAAGCAUUGCUGACGUCAGCAAGUGCUUUUUGGCGGGUGAUAGCGCGGGUGCGAACUUGGCACACCACGUGGCGGUUCGGGUUUGCGAAGACAAGCUCCGAACCGUGAAAAUUAUCGGGUUGGUUUCGGUUCAACCGUAUUUCGGAGGGGAAGAACGAACUGGUUCCGAACUCCGAUUAAACCGGGUUCCGGUCCUUUCAUUGAAAAUGACCGAUUGGCACUGGAAGGUGUUUCUGCCAAACGGGUCGGAUCGCGACCAUGGAGCGGCUAACGUAAGUGGGCCCAAUACGGUGGAUAUUUCGGGCUUGGAUUACCCGAAUACGAUUGUUUUUUUGGGUGGGCUUGACCUGUUACGUGAUUGGCAAAUGAAGUAUUACGAGUGGCUAAGGAAAUCAGGAAAAGGUGCAGAGUUAGUCGAUUAUCCAAACGCAUUUCAUGGUUUUUACUUAUUUCCUGAAUUGCCCCUCGCUCGUCUCUUCUUUUCUCGAUUGAAGGAGUUUGUGACCAAGCAAAUCUCAAACAUGAAUUGAAGCUUAUGUUGAUAUAAAAGAAAUAAAAGUGACUACAUUGAAAAAAUAACUUUAGUAGAUCCAUGAAAGGAUUUUCAUUUUUUACCUCUAAAAUAAAAUUUGAAAAUUUUAUUUUAUAAAUCUGGUUUCUUUGCUGAGUUUGCUGGUAUU
Molecule: messenger RNA, 1298 nt
Organism: Vigna unguiculata (cowpea)
Lineage: Eukaryota; Viridiplantae; Streptophyta; Magnoliopsida; Fabales; Fabaceae
Product: putative carboxylesterase 18 pseudogene
Source: RefSeq, a predicted model, not a curated record